Messenger RNA from Phialemonium atrogriseum, 3478 nucleotides. RefSeq names its product fungal-specific transcription factor domain-containing protein. Gene Ontology annotation, cellular component: nucleus. The record is from RefSeq and is a predicted model, not a curated record. Gene Ontology annotation, molecular function: DNA-binding transcription factor activity, RNA polymerase II-specific; zinc ion binding; DNA binding. Bases 82 to 3063 code for a protein of 993 amino acids. The transcript has 3 exons. Gene Ontology annotation, biological process: regulation of DNA-templated transcription; DNA-templated transcription. NCBI's taxonomy places the organism in Eukaryota, Fungi, Ascomycota, Sordariomycetes, Cephalothecales, Cephalothecaceae.
CGCAAUCGCUCAACCCUGCUCGUAUCCUCCGGCCCCGACUGAAAGGAAAGUUGCUGGUGUUUAUCGUUGUCGGAGCCCGGCAUGUCGUCGACAAUCAACGUCUGCCUGGAAGCCCAGACAGCUGAGCUUGCACCCCAGCAAUCGCCGUCAGUCCGGGCCGGCGACCACAGUGAAGACUCGUUUGCUACGACCCGGCAGAUUGUGCGCGCGUGCGUGCGAUGCCGGAAGCAGAAAUCCAAGUGCGAUGCUUUCCGGCCUUGUUCCAUGUGCGUGAAGGCCGGUGUUGAGUGCAUUAGUCGCUCUCACAAUCACAGGAGUAGGUCCGACGGCGCCGGGAGUGAAGUUCAACAUAAUGUGCGAUUGGCAUCUUCCAAUCCGCCGGAGGAGCGUCCAGCCAAGGUUCGGAGGCUUGACACCAGCGGCCACCCGAGCGGCGAUACUCCCGUCGUCGCAAGGGCUCGCCAGAUCUCUCCGACACGGCAUGUCCUCCGAGCAGAGUCGGCCUACUCAGGCCAGGCAGGCGGCGGUACUGGUAGCCCCGAACGGGGCGGCGGCGAUGGCAACGGCGAUGGCGAUGGCGAUGGCGUCGGCGGGGAAGACGGCGACGUCAACAUCGAGGGAAGGGACGAGGACGACGCCGGCAUCAUCGAAGUGAAGGAGGCCAACAUGAACACCAACCUGUUCGCCCUAACCCCCGGCCACCUGAUGGAGAGCACGAACCCCUCCGAGCAGCAACAGGAAGGCUACGGCUCCCCUGCGGCGCUGCUGGCGACGAGGUUGGGCCUCGUGGCUGGCGAUCGGGGAGGAGAGACGAUGGAGUCGCCGUCGGCGACCAGCAGCAUCAUCGACCCCCAAUAUCGCGCAGUGCUCCCAUGGUCACACUCGAGGGCAUCGGCAGCGUCCUUGCUGGCCCACCUACCUCCUCGGCCCGUUGCCGACUACUUGGUUGCCGUCUAUUUCAACACGGUGCAUUGGUUCAUGGUCGUGCUGCACGAAGGGCACUUUCUGCAUCACUACAAGUCCAUGAUGGAUCUCUAUGACCAGGACCCGAAGCUGGUGUUCAAUACGGACGAGGACUUUACCUUCUCCGUACUUGUCCUGACAGUGAUCGUUCUGGGGGGUCGAUACACAUCCAUCCACUCGGCCCGCGCCAAGCGAUGCAAGGAGAUAUACGCCGGGAUCUGCCGCACAUCGCAACAACCCUAUGGCGUCGGCAGCUCUGCCGCAGCUGACGGGAACGGGAACGGGAACGGGAACGGGAACGAGUUCGACAUUGUGAAUACCACAUCCCAGCUAUUCUCCGUCGUCCGGAGCAACACCACCGACAACCUUGCUUGCGGGACACUGGCCACAGUGCAGUCACUCCUCUUGCUGGGCAGUCUGUGCCUCUUCCACGGCGAGUCUAACCUGGCGUGGGCCUACUCGGGGUCGACCAUCCGCACAGCCCAGGCCCUGGGCCUGCACAGGGACGGCUCAGAGCGACGGUGGAAGUCGCCCUACUACCAGCGCAUGGCCCACGCCGAGAGGUGCCAACUGAGGCGGCGGCUGUUCUGGGCCGUCCACACGGCAGACCGCUUCCUGGCCAUGUGCUACGGUCUCCCGCUCGUCAUGUCGGACGAUGACUGCCUUGCCGGGACGCCGUGCGAGGACGACGUCUAUCCCCUCCCAGGAUGCUCUUCGUUCCUGAUGAUCGAAGACGACCUCGCCGGACCGACUCCGACCGGUGGUGGAGGUGGCGGUGGCGGCCCCGUCACGCUUCUCACUUACCAGACCUACAAAUUGCACGUUUACAUCAUUCUUGGCGAGAUCAUAUCUUGUCUCUACAGGCCGUCUAGCGGUGGACGGAACCCCAUCCUGUCUAAAUUCGAGCCGGCUGCAUCAGCCCCGGAGGCGUUGCAGCAGCCCAAGGCAGAAGGACUGAUCGAAACUGCCCAGAGGCUCGAAGCCAAGCUGCGCAACUGGCACAACGACCUCCCCGCGGCCCUCCGCCUGUCCGACGACAUGUCGUACCCGCCAUACAACGGGCUCGUGGCCAUUGACGGUGAUGACAACGACAACGACAACAACGACGACGACGAAAUCAUCAUCCCGGCAAGCGACGACCUCCUCAAGGGCUGCGAGGCAACGCAGCAGCGGCGUCGGCGGAUCCGCAACGGCAUCUACGGCAUGCAAGCGCUGCUCCUACAGCUCGCGUACGACAACGCGCUGAUCCUGAUCCACCGGCCCAUCCUAGCGCUACGGAGCAGCAACAGCAACCAGCAACCCACGCGCGACGCCUUCUCGCGGUCCGUGGACGCGUGCUGGCGCGCGGCGCUGCGCAUCUCGCGCAUCGGCGGGCACCACAUCUUCGGGCGCGGCCAGCAGGCGCACGCGGUGUCGUACGUGGGCAUCCACCUGUUCACGGCGGGCGUCGUGCUCAGCGUCUUCGCAAACAGCGACCCGCUAAGCCGCAGGGCGUGGGAGGCCAAGCAGGGGCUGAGGCGUAUCAUCCGCAUGCAGAGGCGCCUGCGCCGGAAGGUCGUCGUGUCAGGGCAGGGGUUGGCCCUGCUGGAGAACUUGGCGCGAGAGGUCGUUAGGAAGGAGAUCGCUGAGAUACUUGCGCAUGAUGAGGAUGCGGAUGCGCGUGGCGCUGGGCAGGGAGUGGAUGAGGCUGGGAGAGGGAGAGGGAGUGGGAGUGGUGGGAAUGGCAUUUGGAAUGGGAAUGGCCGUGUGAAUGCGGCGGCUGCCUCUCAGAGGGAACCAUCGCCGUGGGGCCGUGGGGGAACCACCGAGGCGGCGGCCUGGCAGGCGGCGGCGGUAGGCCUAGAUCGACCUAGUCAGUUUGCUUUUCCUGAUACGAGUGUCGGCCAGCCGCCAGAACCGCCUGGUGGGUUGAUGACCGGUUUUAUCGACGAUUCGAUGUUCGACAAGGACAUGUUCAACGAGUCUGUGUUGGACAUCGAGAAGCUCCUUUCUGAUUCUCAAUUCCUAUCGGCGUCUGAAGCAGGGACAAGCAACGACUUUGCCUUUCCAAAUACUGGAGCCCAGGCGACUUCGGGGAUCUGGUGGUUUUCCUCUGAGUAGACAAGUUAAUAAAGCUUGUGAAGGCAGUGUAUCAUCAUAAUCACAAACCACACCGAUCUUGAAGGCGUCAGACAGCAUGUCAACUUCCCUAAACAAAACCUAGGUCACAAGAGUUCUCAGUUCAAGAACUGCUGCAGCCAGUCCUCAAUCCUCUCCAUCAUCUGAUACGACAUCCAAUGGCCAGUAUCCUCCUGCUCGACGAAGAUGACGUCGUUGUUGGCGGCGUAUUUCUCGACCCACGGCCGCGUGAACCGGCUCGGCACCAGGGGAUCCUCGGCCCCGUUGAGCACAAGUAUCUUCUUCCCCCGAAUCUCCGUCAAGCUCCGGUCCCGCGCGAGGUAGAGUCUCUCCACCGACUUGGGCCACUUUUCCGUGCCGGACGGCACGUCGGCCGUCGACGAGUAGCCGCCGAGGC